UCAGCACUUCCAUUUAGGCUAAGUGAUGCUCAAUUUCUGCAUAUGUACCAAUCUUGGAUCAAACAUGUGUACGUGCCUAGUUAUUCCAACUUUACUAGCUAUUUAUCUGGAGUGGUAGUCGGAUACAUUUAUCACCAAAACAGACACAAUAAUUUGAACCUCGACGAUUUUCGGAUUUACAACAUUAUUAAACGAGCUCGCGUCCCAUUGCUAGCUCUUGCAUACCUUCCAACAUUCGUUUUCUACCGAUACGAGAUUCCCCGUUCAUCCUGGUUGACCAUAAUCCACACCGUCCUGUACCGAAACGCAGGUGUUAUUGCUUUUUGUGUAACGCUUAUCGAGUGCUUCCAAAAUUCUCCAGCCAUCAUCCGCACCUUUCUCGCCUCCAAACCGAUGACCAGCUUGGGCAAACUGAGUUUCGCCGUGUACGUGCUGCACAUUCCCAUGGUACGGAUCGUUCUGAACUGGAUCCCUCCCACGCUGGAGCUGACAUGGUGGAGUCCGGUUUGGAUGGUACCAUCCUUUGCUGGUAUCUAUUUGAUUGGACUUUGUGUUUAUUUGUGCAUCGAGCAACCCGUUAGUCUGGUGCUGAAACACUAUUGGUUGGGCAAGAAUUGA
Molecule: messenger RNA, 618 nt
Organism: Culex quinquefasciatus (southern house mosquito)
Lineage: Eukaryota; Metazoa; Arthropoda; Insecta; Diptera; Culicidae
Exons: 4
Coding region: 43-618 (191 amino acids)
Source: RefSeq, a predicted model, not a curated record